Molecule: messenger RNA, 1062 nt
Organism: Didymodactylos carnosus
Lineage: Eukaryota; Metazoa; Rotifera; Eurotatoria; Philodinida; Philodinidae
Source: the annotation of a GenBank genome assembly
AUGUCGAUCUUUCCAAUCGCUCCGGUAGAUAAUAUGACAAUGUUAGAAUUUUUCGACUGUAAAAGAACCGUAAGCGAUACAAUCGUUUUUUGUCAAAAUCUUGGUUUGUUACCGCUCGGUACUCCAAAAGUCGAGUGUCCUAAUCGACAUAUUGAUUGGUAUCUCGGAGUUUUUAGUGAUGUCAUUGAUGGAUAUGUUUGGCGUUGCAAAAUAUGUAAAGCACGUCGUUCAAUUAGAGAUGAUACAUUUUUCAGUGGUUCUCAUCUAACUCUGUCUCAAAUGCUUGACUUAAUAUUUUAUUGGUCUCAAAAGAUUGAUUCUGUUGAAUUUUUACAUCGGCAUUGUAAAAUGCAAAGUAAUUCAACAAUUGUUGAUUGGAGAAAUUUUAUACGUGAUAUUUGUGCAGAAUAUUUUCUGAGACAUCCAGCAACUAUAGGUAGAAAUUCAAAUCUAAAAAAGAUCUACGUACUUAUCUAUUUUUGCUUGACAAAUAGGUGGACCGGGUCAUAUAGUGGAGAUUGAUGAAAGCAGCUGGACAAAAAGAAAAUUUAAUGUUGGUCGCGUUCCAGUUGGAAAUCAGUGGGUUUUUGGGGGGAUUGAUCGAGAUACACGAGAAUGCUUUGCUGUUCGUGUCGAUAGAAGAGAUGCCGGAACACUUUUGCCGUUAAUUCAUCAAUAUAUUUUACCAGGUGCUUUAGAUGCCUUCUUUCCUACUUUUUUUAACGGUUUUCUAAUUCGAUAGGUACACAAAUAUUUAGCGAUGAAUGGGCAGCUUACCAUCAGUUGCAACAUGAUCCUAUAUAUUUGGGAAUGCAUCUUACCGUGAACCAUUCACUCCAUUUUGUCGAUCCAACUUUAGGUGUUAUCUUUGCCUUUAAUUCUUAUUUUAUUUCUAUUCCUUUUCUUAAUUUUUCAACGCGUAGGUACGCAUACUCAAAAUGUGGAAAAUAUGUGGAUGGUGGCAAAAAUGAGAAAGAAAUCAAUGAUGGGAAUACACAAAACGCUAUUAGACACACAUUUAACAGAGUUUAUGUGGCGUCAAAAAUUCGGAGACAGACCAUU